CUGACCGUAUCGAUAAACCUGCGACGAAAGUUCUUUUGCGUGGAAAUAUUUAAGUGAAUUAAAUAAAGUUAGUUUUUGUCUUCGGUUAAAACACCUUGCUAAUUCUAUUAAAAAUGUUCCGCUUACCUGUUGCACUUGCACGCACCUCCGUCAGCCGCCAUCUGGCGAUGCGGGGCUAUGCGAAGGACGUGAAGUUUGGCGCCGAGGUGCGCGCCAUGAUGCUUCAGGGCGUAGAUGUGCUGGCCGAUGCGGUGGCCGUGACGAUGGGCCCCAAGGGUCGCAACGUCAUCAUCGAGCAGUCGUGGGGAUCGCCCAAGAUCACCAAGGAUGGUGUGACUGUGGCCAAGUCGAUCGAACUGAAGGACAAGUUCCAGAACAUCGGUGCUAAGCUGGUCCAAGAUGUGGCCAACAACACGAACGAGGAGGCUGGCGACGGUACCACGACUGCCACAGUUCUUGCGCGCGCCAUUGCCAAAGAGGGAUUUGAGAAGAUCUCCAAGGGCGCUAAUCCCGUCGAGAUCCGCCGCGGUGUAAUGCUGGCCGUGGAGACCGUCAAGGAUAACCUCAGGGAAAUGUCUCGCCCAGUGAAAACCCCCGAGGAGAUUGCCCAGGUGGCCACCAUCUCGGCCAACGGCGAUCAGGCCAUUGGCAAUUUGAUCAGCGAGGCCAUGAAGCGAGUCGGACGCGACGGUGUCAUCACCGUUAAGGACGGCAAGACCCUCACGGAUGAGCUGGAGGUGAUUGAGGGCAUGAAGUUCGACCGUGGCUACAUCUCGCCCUACUUCAUCAACUCUUCGAAGGGCGCCAAGGUCGAGUUCCAGGAUGCUCUUCUGCUGCUUUCGGAGAAAAAGAUCUCCUCAGUGCAGAGCAUUAUUCCCGCACUGGAGUUGGCGAACACGCAGCGCAAGCCCCUGGUGAUCAUCGCCGAAGACAUCGACGGCGAGGCCCUGAGCACUCUGGUCGUGAACCGCCUGAAGAUCGGUCUUCAGGUGGCAGCCGUCAAGGCCCCCGGCUUCGGCGACAACCGCAAGUCCACCCUGACAGACAUGGCCAUCGCCUCAGGCGGCAUUGUCUUUGGCGAUGAUGCUGAUCUCGUCAAGCUGGAGGAUGUCAAGAUCAGUGAUCUCGGACAGGUGGGCGAGGUGGUCAUCACCAAGGACGACACACUGCUGCUGAAGGGCAAGGGAAAGAAGGAUGACGUGAAACGUCGCGUUGACCAAAUCAAGGACCAAAUUGGCGAAACCACCUCCGAAUAUGAGAAGGAGAAGCUUCAGGAGCGCCUGGCCCGUCUGGCCUCCGGCGUUGCCCUGCUCCGAGUCGGUGGCUCCAGCGAGGUUGAGGUGAACGAGAAGAAGGACCGCGUCCACGAUGCCCUGAAUGCCACUCGCGCUGCUGUCGAAGAAGGAAUUGUUCCCGGUGGUGGCACUGCCCUCCUCCGCUGCAUCGAGAAACUUGACAGCGUGGCCGUCCAGAAUGCCGAUCAGAGCCUUGGAGUGGACAUCGUGCGCCGUGCCCUCCGCAUGCCCUGCAUGACCAUUGCCAAGAAUGCCGGCGUUGAUGGAGCCAUGGUCGUGGCAAAGGUGGAGACUCAGUCUGGUGAUUAUGGCUACGAUGCAAUGAAGGGCGAAUACGGCAACAUGAUUGAGAAGGGCAUCAUUGACCCCACGAAGGUGGUGCGCACGGCCAUUACGGAUGCCUCCGGUGUUGCAUCUCUGCUGACCACGGCCGAGGCUGUUGUCACUGAGAUCCCCAAGGACGAUGCUGCCCCGGGAAUGCCCGGUAUGGGUGGAAUGGGCGGCAUGGGAGGAAUGGGCGGCAUGGGUGGCAUGAUGUAAGCGAAUCAGUCUAUUUUUUAAGCCAUGAUGCAGGACGCCAGCAGAGAAGAAGCGAGCUGCACCAUCGCCGGCUCCGCAACACCAGCCGUCGCAGCGAGC
Molecule: messenger RNA, 1934 nt
Organism: Drosophila miranda
Lineage: Eukaryota; Metazoa; Arthropoda; Insecta; Diptera; Drosophilidae
Gene: Hsp60A
Product: heat shock protein 60A
Exons: 3
Coding region: 114-1835 (573 amino acids)
Biological process (GO): mitochondrial unfolded protein response; protein refolding; apoptotic mitochondrial changes
Cellular component (GO): mitochondrial matrix; mitochondrial inner membrane
Molecular function (GO): ATP-dependent protein folding chaperone; protein-folding chaperone binding; ATP binding
Source: RefSeq, a predicted model, not a curated record